CGGACACUCGGACGAGCGCGGAACAAAGGGCCAAACAUACUCCGAGUCCGCUCCGCCUCCGGGGCCCCGGUUACCUGCGCAGAGCCACACUCUGAGGCAGGUGCUGCUGCCCGCCAGGGACACUGCUGCAGGAGCUCUCCAAAUGCCGCCAGCUCCUUGCCCAGGCCAGUCCCUCCAUGCUGUCUUCAAGCCCUGCUUCCUGCACUUCUCCCAACCCUGACAGGGAGAGCCCGAGUAAAAAGGUCCAGUGGGCUUCUGGGAGGAGUAGAACAUCAUCCACAGACUCCAAGUCCCACCCUGACCCCUCCAAAGCGUCCAGGUCCCGGAGAUCAAGCCGGCUGACGGUGAAGUACGACCGGGGGCAGCUCCAGAGCUGGCUGGAGAUGGAGCAGUGGGUGGACACCAAGGUUCAGGAGCUCUUCCAGGAUCAACCAACCCCUUCUGAGCCUGACAUUGACCUGGAGGCACUCAUGGAACUCUCCACAGAGGAGCAGAAAACUCAGUUGGAGGCUCUUCUCCGAGACUGCCCCCGCCCCACAGAGCCUUUUAUCUCUGAGUUACUCAGUCAACUCAAGAAGCUCCGGAGACUCAGCCGGCCUCAGAAGUGAGACACGGGAGACUACGGUCAGCAGCCUCAGCACUGUUGGGCCUCUGAGUCUCUGGGUCCCAGGCUGAGAGGGAAGCGGCUGCUUGGGACAUGGACAGGGAACACUGGAAGAUGAGGAGGGACAUUUGGACAUCCCUAUUGUAUAUACAGUUACAGCUAGUCCUUGUCAUCUGGGUUUCGGUGAGCCAGCCACACUGUUGCCCAGUGCUUCCCUUGACAGCCAAAUGGAUAAAACCUUUAGGAGCCCCA
Molecule: messenger RNA, 856 nt
Organism: Phyllostomus hastatus (greater spear-nosed bat)
Lineage: Eukaryota; Metazoa; Chordata; Mammalia; Chiroptera; Phyllostomidae
Gene: PPP1R14D
Product: protein phosphatase 1 regulatory inhibitor subunit 14D
Exons: 6
Coding region: 177-608 (143 amino acids)
Biological process (GO): regulation of phosphorylation
Cellular component (GO): cytoplasm
Molecular function (GO): protein serine/threonine phosphatase inhibitor activity
Source: RefSeq, a predicted model, not a curated record